AUGUCAAGGGCUCCCAGUCCUCCAACUCUGGCAGAAAUGUCGAGAGGCCCUGUAGCUGAGAGCUGGUGCCACACUGAGAUCAAGGUAGUGAAAUUCUCCCACAUGUGGACCAUCGGUAACUUUAGCUUUUGCCGGCAGGAAGUGGGUGAAGUCAUUCAAAGUUCAACCUUUUCAUCAGAAGCCAAUGAUGAACUGAAAUGGUGUUUGAGAGUAUACCCAAAAGGGGUAGGUGAAGAAAGCAAAGAUUACCUGUCACUUUACCUGAUACUGCUCAGCUGUCCAAAGAGUGAAUUUUGGGCAAAAUUCAAAUUCUCCAUCCUGAAUUCCAAGGGAGAAGUAACCAAAGCAGUAAAGAGUCAGGGAGCAUAUAGCUUUGUACAAGGCAAAGACUGGGGAUUCAAGAAAUUCAUCCGUAGAGAUGUUCUUUUGGAUGAAGACAACAGUCUUCUCCCUGAUGACAAGCUGACCCUCCUCUGUGAGGUGAGUGUGGUGCAAGAUUCCGCAAUGGAGGAGAGCAAAAAGAAUCGGGUUGAAAUCAUUGACAUGGAGCCUGGAGUUUUUAAGGAAAUGAUGUGCUUCAUUUACACGGGGAAGGCUCCGAACCUGGACAAAAUGGCUGAUGGUUUGCUGGCCGCUGCUGACAAGUAUGCCCUGGAGCGUUUGAAGGUCCUGUGUGAGGAAGCCCUCAGCAGACAGCUCUGUGAGGAGAACGCUGCAGAAAUGCUCACCUUGGCUGACCUCCACAGCGCAGAUCAACUGAAAACUCAGGCAGUGGAUUUCAUCAACUCUCAUGCUGAGGGUGUCUUGGAGACCUCGGGGUGGCAGGCAAUGGUGACAUCCCAUCCCCACUUGGUGGCUGAGGUGAACUGCUCUCUGGCUUCAGUACAGGGCCCCUGUCUGGGACCCCCACACAAGCGCCUGAAGCAGUCCUGA
Molecule: messenger RNA, 933 nt
Organism: Myotis brandtii (Brandt's bat)
Lineage: Eukaryota; Metazoa; Chordata; Mammalia; Chiroptera; Vespertilionidae
Product: speckle-type POZ protein A
Exons: 2
Coding region: 1-933 (310 amino acids)
Biological process (GO): regulation of proteolysis; proteasome-mediated ubiquitin-dependent protein catabolic process
Cellular component (GO): nucleus; cytoplasm
Molecular function (GO): ubiquitin protein ligase binding
Source: RefSeq, a predicted model, not a curated record